This is a messenger RNA of Fusarium musae, 987 nucleotides long. RefSeq lists its product as uncharacterized. The transcript is spliced from 4 exons. The record is from RefSeq and is a predicted model, not a curated record. NCBI's taxonomy places the organism in Eukaryota, Fungi, Ascomycota, Sordariomycetes, Hypocreales, Nectriaceae. Bases 1 to 987 code for a protein of 328 amino acids.
AUGCUCCAACAGAAACCCAUUACUUCCUCCCAGCGGCACUCGGCCUCGCUGGCCCUGAUCAAGCUCAUCGCUGACAUCCAGAAUAAGAACAGAGGGCUCAUAAGACGGCAACCGUGCCUUGAUUUCAUCGAAGAACGCCUUCCUGUGUUUUAUGAGGCCUUUGCCAACUCUUAUACAAGGCUCAACACAGCUCGGGGGCGCUUCGAGCCAAUGAGACACGAUCAAGAUGCUGGCGACGGCACUGAGCAGCGCAGAGAGCAUGACCUCCUAGAUAUCCUCCCUGAUAACACCACUAAGGAUUCCGAUCGACGACCAUUCUGGGAAGAGACGCUUCCUGAAGCGAUGGAAGAGCUCAAAUCCACUCACGAUAAGCCAAAGAGACUUGCUGGGACAGCACGCAGUAUCCGAGACUUGAAAGGAUGGGUUGACAUCGUAAACGUCCUUGAAAAGGCCAGAUCGAACUACUACGACUACUCAGGGUUUAUCAGGUUCAGGAAACGGUCAGCGCACAAAAUGGCAGACAACAUUAACGAAGGCAAGAUUCUAAUCUCUCUUCAAUCAAAUACGGAAUACUCUUCAGCAGCUAAAAGGACGGCCAAAAUUCGAGAAGAGAUCGAGUCAAGUCUUCGUCAGUUCCGGGAGAGGUUGGGGGAUGUUGAGAGUAUCGUUGCAGUCUAUGAACAGAAAGAGGAUGUCGUCGCUGCAGCCAAGAAAGUCCUUAGCUCAAUGCUUCAGGCGAUUGGGGAUAUUAUCGAUUACUACGGUGCGAAGAAAGGGAAGAGAAUGCUUCUGUCCGUGUGGCAAGCUGAUAGCCACAAGGCUGAUCUGACGGGCUGCCUAGAGGACCUCAAUUCAAGGAGUUCAAGACUGAUGGAGAAGGCCAAUAUCGGAAGUUUCCGUGAUCUUCGAUCAGUUAAUAUCAAAGCAUCAGAGGGUCAAAUGGAGAUCAUGAGGGAACAGAGACGACUCGCAGACGCCCAGUCCUAG